CUUGACACUUUUGGUUAUAUAGGUUUCUUGUCCAUCUCGAGACCAUGGGCAAGCGAGGCGGCAAGAAGGGUGGCCGCGGCCGCGGUGGUGGUGGUGGGGGUGGAGGACCACGGCCUCGACCCGACAAUCGCGGCAGCAAGCAGGACAUUAGUCGAUACAACGACAAAUUUGAGCACUACUACAACCAGCUCGGUAUAGUCUCAGACGAGGAGAGAGAUGAUUUCUGGAAAGCCAUGCGAAGGGAUCUGCCCAACAGCUUCAGGUUUACCGGAUCUAGAGCACAUGCCUUGGCAGUCCAACAGCGACUGCGGGACUACUACAUCCCCGAGAUCACCUCAAUCACCUACGAAGGUCAAUAUGUCGACGCUCCCCGUCCCGUGGAAUGGUACCCCGACCAGUUGGCCUGGUUCAUGACUACUCCGAAGAAUGUUAUUCGUCGGUUCAAACCAUUUGCCUCGUUUCAACGAUUCCUUGUGGCAGAGGCUGAUGUGGGAAAUAUCACACGGCAAGAGGUGGUCAGCAUGAUACCGCCAUUGGUCAUGGACCUCAAACCAGGCAUGACGGUGUUGGACCUAUGCGCUGCGCCAGGCAGCAAAUCCGGGCAGCUCAUCGAGAUGAUCCAUGCUGGGGAGGAGGAAAGAUGUCGACAGGUAGCUGCGAAUAUUGCCAAUGGUCUCGACAGACCAGAGGGCGCAGAUUAUCAGGAUGAUGGCCGCGCGACUGGGCUACUGGUUGCUAAUGACGUCGACUACAGAAGAGCUCACAUGUUGGUCCAUCAGAUGAAAAGACUAAGCUCACCCAACAUUAUCGUCACGAAUCACGAUGCGACCAUCUUCCCGUCCAUCAAGAUUUCCUCACUGCCAACACCCGAAGGGAAGCCUGUACACAAUCGUUAUCUCAAGUUCGACCGGAUUCUGGCGGACGUUCCCUGCUCUGGGGACGGCACAGUGAGGAAGAACAUGGAGAUAUGGAAGAACUGGACACCAAGCAACGGCCUGGGUCUCCAUGCCACGCAAGUGCGAAUUCUGAUCCGAGCCCUGCAGAUGCUCAAGGUUGGAGGUCGGGUUGUUUACUCGACAUGCAGCAUGAACCCGAUCGAAGAUGAAGCCGUCCUCGCAGAAGCAAUUAAUCGAUGCGGGGGCCCGCAGCUUGUGCAAAUCCUCGAAACAAAGGAUCUGCUUCCUGGGCUCAAACGCUCGCCCGGGCUCAAGCGAUGGAACGUCAUGGACAAGUCUGGUCGGAUCUGGCAGGACUACGAAUCCGUCCUCAAUCAUCGAGCAGAGUCUGGCACUGAGGGACUAGAAAGAUUAUGCGAGAGCAUGUUUCCUCCCAAAGAAGAUCUAUCUCUUGACCGAGCCAUGCGUGUGUACCCCCAUUUGCAAGACACCGGGGGAUUUUUUAUUGCGAUCCUGGAGAAGAAGUCGGAGAUUAAGGCCAAACCGGAGGAGAAACCUGCCAGCACCGUACAAUCGCUCUCAAAGGUGGAAGCUGCCGGUUCCCCAGGGACAAUUGCUAAAUCCGAGCCAUCAACAAAUGGGGCAGUGGAGGAAGUCCACGCCAUGGCCAAUGGCGACUCCGGAUCCCUGACGAAACGAAAACGCGAGGACAGUGAAGACGAGGACUCUACGCCAAUCAAGCGGGUUAAAAGCCAAGAGAAACUCGACGAUACCGCCACUACUUCGACUAUUCAACAAGGUCAGCCACCAGCAAACCAUGCACCGCAGCCACAACCUCAUCGCCAUCAACCGCAACAACACCAACAACAACCCCCGAAAAAGAAAAAUCGGGAUCAACCUUUCGAAGAACCAUUUAAAUAUCUUUCUCCGUCCCUCCCCGAACUCAAACAAAUCCGCAGCUUCUACAACCUCUCCUCCCAAUUCCCCGAUGACCGGUACAUGGUCCGAAACCCAGAUGGCACUCCGACGAAAAACAUCUACUACACCAACGAACUCGCCAAGGAAAUUCUCCAAGAAAAUGAAGGGAAGGGGAUCAAAUUCGUACACGCCGGUGUCAAGAUGUUUGUGAAGCAGGACGCGCCCAGUCCGGAAGUGUGUCCAUGGAGGAUCCAAACGGACGGGCUGAGGAUGCUGGAAACGUGGGUCGGGCCCGAGAGGAAAGUCAAGUUGAGAAAGAAAGAGACGCUGCGGCGGCUGUUGAUUGAGAUGUUCCCUAGGUUCCAUGGCGAGGACGGGGCCAAGUUGGGUGAGGUGGGAGCACAAGUGAGAGAGAUGGGGAUGGGAUGCUGUGUGCUUAUUGUGGAGCCGAGCGAGACCAACGCCGACCGCGCGACCGGUCCGAAUGGCGGCGGGGAGGAAGGCGAAGGGUUGGAGGAGAGGAUGGUGUUCCCCCUGUGGAAAUCGAUCCACUCGCUCAACCUGAUGUUGCCCAAGGAGGAGAGAAAGGCGAUGCUGCUGCGGCUGUUCAACGACGACUCGCCGCUGGUGAAUCGGAGCAAAGGCUGGACGGAGGCGCAGAAGCAGGAGCAGGCCAAUGGGUCUGGCGACAAGGAUGGCGAGCAAAAGGACCAAGGCCGAGGCGGAGAGGGGGAAAGAAUGGACUUGGUCGACAAGGAGUUCAGGAGGAACAGCUCUUCUCCGGAACUCGAGCCCGUGCCGACCGAGCGUGUCGGUGAGGGUGAAGCUGCGCCUGAGCUGGAAAUGCAGGACGGGGCUCACGAUGGCGACGACGAUGAGGAAGACGGCGGAGUGGCCAUCUCCUCGAAUGAAGCGUGAGUGGAACCAAAGUCAAGGCUUUAUACAAGGGAGUGGGCUAUCUGGCUCCACGGGGAUAUAUAGAAGCCAAAUCACACGUACAGAUUCUCCAGCGCUGAAUUCGUUCCAGGCAAAAUCCGCACCACCAUCUGUCCACAUGUAUAUGUAUAUUUUCAAUAUCCAGC
Cladophialophora immunda is the source of this 2896-nucleotide messenger RNA. RefSeq lists its product as uncharacterized. Gene Ontology annotation, molecular function: tRNA (cytidine-N5)-methyltransferase activity; tRNA binding. The record is from RefSeq and is a predicted model, not a curated record. Bases 45 to 2732 code for a protein of 895 amino acids. NCBI's taxonomy places the organism in Eukaryota, Fungi, Ascomycota, Eurotiomycetes, Chaetothyriales, Herpotrichiellaceae. The transcript is spliced from 3 exons. Gene Ontology annotation, biological process: tRNA methylation. Gene Ontology annotation, cellular component: cytoplasm; nucleus.